UUCAUCAACUGUGCCGACCGACUGCCAGCCCUCGCACUCGCCAGAAAGAGAAAAGAGAACCAACAACUCAGGACAGGCCUGUAACAUUGCCCUCCGGAAUAGAGCUAUGGCUGACAUCGACAUUGACCGUUUGCUGGAAGUGGAGGCAUCUGCCAUUCAAAAGGAUGCAGAGGUCGAGCGUAUCAUGGCCUGCUUCAAGCUGGACCCGUACGAUAUCCUGGAACUGGACGUCGGAUGCGUAGAGAAGGACAUUAAGAUGGCAUACCGCAAAAAGUCGCUGAUGAUCCAUCCAGAUAAGGUCAACCACCUCAAGGCCCGCGACGCAUUCGAUCUCCUAAAGAAAGCAGAGACAGAUCUCAUGGAUCCUGCCAGGCGUUCCUUCCUGAACAGCAUCAUCGAAGAAGCCAAAUUCGAGGUCAAGAAGGCCCAGCCUUUGAAUAUGGCCCCGACGGACCCCUUCUUCACCUCACCCGUCUACAAAUCAUUGGUCAAGCAAAAGACAAAGGAUUUGCUGAUCGAGGUCGAGCUGCGGAAGCGGAAGCUGAUGAAGAAGGAGAUGGAAGCUGAGGGUGAGCAGGCAAGGAAGCAGGACGAGGUCCUUUCUGAACGGAAACGGAAACAGGAGGCACAGAAGGUCUGGGAGGACUCGAGGGAUGACCGUGUUCAGGGCUGGAGAAACUUCCAGGCGGGCAAGACUUCAGGCGGGAAGAUCAAAAAGAAGAAGCCUUCGACGUUCCGGCCACCCAAGGCUGUCGCAGAGGAUGCAACGCCCUACAGCAAGCGGCCGACGACGUCUUCUGCCACUGAAGGCUUUUAGACUGAACAUGUAUAUACAAUAAUGUAAAAAAAAUAAAAAAAAUGAACGCGUAGUGAUUACACAGUCUCUACAUUCCUUGGUCUGCAUGCAGC
Molecule: messenger RNA, 909 nt
Organism: Gamsiella multidivaricata
Lineage: Eukaryota; Fungi; Mortierellomycota; Mortierellomycetes; Mortierellales; Mortierellaceae
Exons: 2
Coding region: 107-817 (236 amino acids)
Source: RefSeq, a predicted model, not a curated record